Molecule: messenger RNA, 1618 nt
Organism: Paramormyrops kingsleyae
Lineage: Eukaryota; Metazoa; Chordata; Actinopteri; Osteoglossiformes; Mormyridae
Gene: eri1
Product: exoribonuclease 1
Cellular component (GO): nucleolus; cytoplasm
Molecular function (GO): nucleic acid binding; 3'-5'-RNA exonuclease activity
Source: RefSeq, a predicted model, not a curated record
CCCCCGCAUCGCCGUGUAAGUAUAAGCCAACGAGACGCGGAAUGUCCGCUCACUGGUGUUUGAAAUCGUCGGCUCGUCGGCGCCUGUUUUAACCGCGGUUGUCGGAAGCAUCCCGCCCUCGUUGCGUAUAGCUCACCUCGGCCUCUCGGACUCCCCACGGGCUUCGGCUCGGUGGAGCCGCGAAGCAUGGAAGAUCAGAAGGAGAACGUGCGGGAGAGUGAGGACCAAACCCGCCCGGCGGAGCACUGCAGUGACAGCCGAGCCACCCCACCCAGGGGUGAGUUCAGCGACCCCGUGUACAAAGAGAUCGCCCUGGCAAACGGGCACAUCAACCGCAUGACGAAGGAGGAGCUGCGAGUGAAACUGGCAGAGCUGAAGCUGGAUACCAGGGGUGUGAAGGAUGUGCUCCGCAAGCGUUUAAAGAGCCACUCCAAGAAGCAGAAGCUGCAGCAGUCGAUGGCAGCAGGUGGGGCGACCGACACCUACUACGACUACAUCUGCGUGGUGGACUUUGAGGCCACCUGCGAGGAGAUCAACGCCCCCGACUUCCAGCACGAGAUCAUCGAGUUCCCCAUGGUGCUGGUCAACACACGCACGCUGGAGAUCGAGGACACCUUCCAGGAGUAUGUGAGGCCGGUGUUGAAUGCCCAGCUGUCCGAGUUCUGUGUGAAGCUCACUGGAAUAACACAGGAGACGGUGGACAAGGCAGAUGUUUUCCCUGAUGUUCUGGGUAGAGCUGUUUUGUGGCUCCAGAAGAAGGAACUUGGAACAAAGUACAAAUAUGCGGUUCUGACUGAUGGGUCUUGGGACAUGAACAAGUUUUUGAAGAUUCAGUGCCACAUCAGUCGAAUCCGCUACCCCAAGUUCGCCAAGAAGUGGAUCAACAUCCGCAAAUCCUAUGGCAACUUUUAUAAGGUACCCCGGACCCAGACCAAGCUGAGCAGCAUGCUGGAGAAGCUGGGCAUGCGCUACGAGGGCCGGCCUCACUGCGGCCUGGAUGACUCGCGCAACAUCGCCCGCAUCGCCCUGCGCAUGCUGCAGGACGGCUGCCAGCUCCGCGUCAACGAGCGCAUGCACGCUGGCCAGCUGACAAGUGUGCCCAGCUCCGCCCCCGUGGAGGGAGCUCCGCCCCCAUAUAAACCAGGAAGUCGCGAUUGACUCUGCCCAUCGCCUAAUUCCCUGCCACCCCUAAUUAAGAACUAAUAUGUGAUAUCGUAAUUUAAUUUUGUGCCAGGAAGUGGGGGUGUGGCCAGUGGGAGCAGUCUCCAUUUAGCACACUUUCCAAGAUGAUUUACUAAUGUGGGUUAGAACAUACGCCCAUAGUUUCCAGGAUAGGCUCAGGACCCCCGCAACCCUACAUAGGAUAAGCUGCUAUAGAAAAUGGAUGGAUGGAUUGUACUAUGGUGAUCCAUGUGGGGGGAGACCUGCUGCCCCCCCCAAAUUCCUCAUCGUGAUGGUGUUUUAAUAUGCUUUGAACUGUCAAUUAAAGUAACAGUACAUUCAGUAAAAACAGCAGCAAUUACUGAUGAAUAUUUUAAGGGUCAUGUUUUUCUGUUUUCCUUUUAUUUUUUUUAAAAGAUGUAUCAGUAUUAAUAAAUGCCUUCAAAGCUUUCAGGAA